Molecule: messenger RNA, 4796 nt
Organism: Lolium perenne
Lineage: Eukaryota; Viridiplantae; Streptophyta; Magnoliopsida; Poales; Poaceae
Product: cysteine-rich receptor-like protein kinase 10
Biological process (GO): protein phosphorylation
Cellular component (GO): plasma membrane
Molecular function (GO): protein serine/threonine kinase activity; ATP binding
Source: RefSeq, a predicted model, not a curated record
UCUGAAACCAAAAACAGCAGAAAACAGGAACUGGCACUUCGGCAUCUCGUCAAUAGGUUAGUUCCGGAAAACGCAUAAAAACGAUAUAAAGUGUGAACAAAACAUGUAGGUAAUGUCAUAAAACUAGCAUGGAACAUAUGAAAUUAUAGAUACGUUUGAGACGUAUCACACUGCCCAUGUGAUAAAAGGGUAGAGGGUGAGUUGAGCGCCGACGGCUCAAGGACGCAAGUAGGAGUGCCCAUGUGCCAUGAAUCACUGCCAUUUUAGCAUCAGGAGAUGAGCAACGAUCUGGACUGCUUCUCAGGGCUAGGAGAGAUGACAUAAUUCGAGACACACCUCUGAGCAGAAGGUCUCCACUCCAGCCUUCAUGUGGUCUUCGAAGAUGAGUUUCCACCUAUUCACUGAGUGAAAGAUCAUCAUCCACACAUGCCGUAUGUCAAAACAAGAUAGACCGUUAAAGAUCGUAUCAUUCCUCAUUUUCUAGAGGCACCAAAUAGAAGGAGCGCAAACAGAAUUGAGAGUUGCAUGCCUUUUAUUAGCUAUCCAAAACUUAGCAACAAAGAAGUAAUCAUCUCCCACUUCAACAUCAAAAUUUGAGAAAUGGUUUGCCAAAUCUGUGUAGCUGCAAGCAAUGCACUGAAAGAAGAGAUAUGAUGCACAGUUUCCUCUACAACACAAAAGAUGCAAUCUACUGGUUUGUUAAGUUUUUUUUUUUAAAUUGUCCCUGGUCAUAAGCUUGUUAUGGGACAAGAGCCAAAGGAAAAUGUGAACUCUAGGUUGUAUAUGCAAAUUCUAAACUGCAGGAAUGUAAACAGGUGGAACACCACCGAAAUUGAUAAUAUAGGGAGGAGGUGGAAUAAACCCCCGUAUUUUCAUACUUCCAAAUCAAAGCAUCAAGAGAACCAUAAAAAGAAAUAUUAUUAGCUAUAGCUUCUAGCUCAUACCAAAGAUGCAUGAGCGCAUAAUUAAAAUUUCUUCUAAAGGUUAGUUUUAGUUGAGAGCCACCCCAUAUGUUCUGGAUAGUCAUAUUAUGUUCAUUGCACAAAAUGUAGAUGUCAAAGAAUUGGGCAGCUAAGGGCGAGGUGCCAAACUAGGUGUCUUCCCAGAAUCUAACCUUAGAACCAUCCCCAACCUACCAUCUAUAUCCAAGCUUAAUGCUUUGAACAACCCACAUGACCCCUUCCCAGAACUGGGAGACUUCAGUUGUUUUACUACAAAAAAAUAUUUGGAUUCUAGGUAUUGUACUUAGCAUCUACCAUACUUUUCCAAAGCUUCCCAUCAUCCAAACUGUAUCUUUUAAUCUAGGAGGCAAGGAGGCAGAGGUUUACAUUGGCAAGAUCAAGAAUACCUAGCCCACCAAACUCCUUCUAUUUACAGAUGAGUUUCUAGUUGGCUAGGUGUAACUUCCUCUGGCCUUCAAAGUCAUUCCAAAUACAGUUUGUCAUUUGGGAGUUGAUCAAAUCAAGAGCACAUUUAGGAAAUUUGAAAAAGGAAAGCAGAUAAAUGGGAAUGUUGGCUAGACAAGCUUUGAUAAGAAUGACCCUGGCUGCAUAAGAGGAAGGAAGCUCCCCUCUCCAAACAGAGAUCCUUUUGAGGAUUUUGUCGAUGAAAGGCUGGAUAUCCACCCUCCUAAGUUUUUUUUUUUUGAGGAAUUCCACCCUCCUAAGCUUGUCAAAAUGCAAAGUAAUUCCAAUGUAUUUAAUGGGUAAACUACCAAUAGUACACCCAAAAAUAUCAGCUAAAACAGAGAUAUCUAAUUCCUCUAAACAAAGAGGAAUGAGUUCACUUUUAUUACAAUUAAUCCGCAUUCCAGAGACUUGCUCAAAGCAAGUAAGGACCAUUUUGAGGAUGGUUGCAAAUUCAGUGUUGCAAUCAGAAAACAAGAUGGUAUCAUCUGCAUAUUGUAAACAAAUGACCCCUCUAGGUCUCAGGUCACAACCAAUGCUUUAAUAUGAUUAUUAUUAGCUGCCUUAACAAGCAUCCUAGUUAUAAUAUCUACUACUGCAUUGAAAAGGAGAGGGGGGAAAAUGAUCUCAUGUCUAAGGCCUCUACUUUAUUUUUUGAGGUAUCUAAGGCCUCUACUAGUACAAAAGAAAUCGCCAAUACUAUUGUUUUCAGCUUGAUCUAUAUCUGACAAGUAACCCCUAUGCGGUGAAACGAACUAAUUCCAUCGCCACCUUCGAUAUUUAUCUAUCUUGUGAUAUAUCUUUUCAGCUUUCUCUAUCAACUUAACUUUCCAUCUCAUUUGCCCGGUCCUUUUUUUUUUUUUUUUUUCAAUUCACGAGCACGCACCCAACGCCUAAUCAGACUAUACUAUAGUGAAAUAUGAUGCUCACGAAGAAACUCUAUUUUGUCAAAUUUGUGCUUCCUCGAAUUAUAUUUACAACCGAUUGCUGUGCUGUUAAAUGCGUUUGUGGUGACAGAUGCAUGCAUGCAGGCAGCCUCGGUCUCAUCAUGACAUUCGCGUCUUGUACUCGUGUUUGCUCCACUGUUAACAGUAGCAAAUACUAAUUUGAUUAGGGAUGCUAAGGUCUGGAUAUAUAUCAUCGAUCCAGGGAAAAGCAGGAGCUACACCUACACGUGAACAAAUCGUACGGGCAAGGGAAGCGAUACAUCCACUCGAUCGAUCAGACUGCCGGGAAGGCCAGAUGCUUAUCCAGCUACAGCCAUGAUCGCCGUCAUUCUGCUCACUCUCUGCUUCACGCCGUUCGCCGCUGCUGAUCCACUGGGGCACCUCUGCGGCGUCACCGGCGGCCGCUACACGGCGGUAAGCACCUACGGAGCCAACCUUGAACUCCUAUCCGCGGCGCUCCGCAAGAACGCCUCGUCGACACCGAUCACCCUCUUCACCAAGGGCUCCGUGGGCCUCGCCCCUGACACCGUCUACGGCGUCGCGCUCUGCCACGGCGAUGCCGCCACCAACGUCUCGGCCUGCGCCGACUGCGUGGGCUCCGCGUUCCGCGACGCGCAGGAGCUGUGCGUGCUGAUGAAGACAGCUCGUGUCCUGCGCGAGACUUGCAUCCUCAGUUACUCCAGCCAUGACUUCAUCUCUUCCGGCAGUAAUGCCCCCGAAAGUUUACUGGUGCUCAUCGGGCACGACGACAUCAAGCCCAUGUCAGGGCCUGCUCCUGAUACCCGUAACAGCGAGAACGUCAGCGGCAUCGUCGAGUCUCUGCUGGACGAGACGGCCAGGAUGGCAGCGUACACCACGGCGAGGUACGUCACCGGCCGCGUGGAAGUCAACAGCACUGGUGCCAUACCGGCAGUGAUCUACUCUUCGGCGCAGUGCAACCCGGGCAUGCCGCCGGAUGACUGCCGGAGCUGCCUCCACGGUAUCAAGAACAAGUCCAUCGGCCGGCAAGGCGCAUGGGUUGUGGCUGCGUGCUGUAAUUUCAGGUACGGGACGCAUCUGUUCUACCAGGGCCAGCCCAUGUAUGUAAGAACCACCGACUCGUCUGGCGUGGUACAAACAACAACAAGGACGACGAACACGACGGCUUCGCCACCAGCACCGGUCUUCGUGCCCACCAAGAUAUACAAGAAGCGUGAGAUGAAGAUAUUGGUCAAUGCCAUCAUUGUUCCUCUACUGGCAACAUUGUUUUGCUUCACAGUUUGCUUUGCAUUCAUGAGAGCACACAAGAAAGGUAAAGCAAACUUUCCUGAGAAGACUAACGUGAAUGUGCUCAAAGAUGAACAAGUUUGGGGGCUAGAAGGAAGUAACUCCGACUUCACCUUUUUUGACUUGUCACAAAUAUCGGAUGCUACGAAUAACUUCUUGGAUGCAAACAAAUUGGGGCAAGGUGGCUUUGGCCCCGUUUACAAGGGCCAGUUUCCUGAUGGUCGGGAAAUAGCUGUUAAGAGACUUGCUUCACAUUCAGGGCAGGGUUUCAUGGAGUUCAAGAAUGAAGUUCAACUCAUAGCCAAGCUUCAGCAUACAAACCUGGUUAGGCUCUUGGGAUGUUGCUCACAACGAGGAGAGAAAAUGGUGAUCUACGAAUAUUUGCCAAACAAAAGCUUAGACUUCUUUAUCUUUGAUGAAGCAAAACGAGUUGUACUAAACUGGAAUAAACGCCUAGCAAUAAUUGAAGGCAUAUCGCAAGGACUUCUAUAUUUGCAUAAGCUCUCUCGAUUGCGUGUUAUACAUAGAGAUCUGAAAGCAAGCAACAUUUUGUUGGACAAUGAAAUGAAUCCUAAAAUUUCAGAUUUUGGGCUUGCUAAGAUAUUCAACUCUAAUGAUGUUGAAGGGAAUACAGAAAAGAUUGCUGGGACAUAUGGGUAUAUGGCUCCUGAAUAUGCUUCUGCGGGAAUCUUCUCAAUCAAAUCUGAUGUAUUCAGCUUUGGCGUGCUAAUUCUUGAGAUAAUCAGUGGUACAAGAAACUCAGGUUUCCAACAACACGGGAAGUUCUUCAACCUUCUUAGACAUGCAUGGAAGCUAUGGAAAGAACAAAGGUGGAUUGAGCUCGUAGAUCCAUCAUUAGUUUCGGAGAUUUCUACAACAGAGGCAAUGAGAUGUGUUAACAUUGGACUUAUAUGUGUGCAAGAGAACGCUGAUGAUCGGCCCACCAUGUCAGACGUCGUGUCUAUGUUAAGCAGUGAGAGCAUUGCCUUGCCUGAACCCGACUAUCCAGCAUAUUUCCACAUACGAGUAACAGAGGAAGUGACUUCAGUUGUCCCUGGGCCAUCUAGCAUUAAUGAUAUGACAAUAUCUAUCCUAUGUGGUAGAUAAUUUCUUACUAUUCUAGAUAUUAUGAUUUCUCUAUUAUUUCUUAAAUUAAUUGAAAGUGUUCUUACUUUUA